CACCCUCCACGUAAUCCUCACUAGAGGCAGCGCUAACGCCACGUGUCACUCAAACCUCUUCCUCUUCUUUCCCUCGCCUCGCCUCGCCUCGUCGCCGGCGUCCGCGUGCAGCGUCCGGCGAUGCGCCGCUCGGCCACGGAGCCAUGAAGGCCUCGGUGAAGCUCCGGGAGGACGGGGCGGCGCCGCUGCUGCGCGCGAAGCUCCCCGUGGCGCUCUUCUCCGUGCCCGCCGUCGCCUCCCUCACCGCCGGCGACCCCGCCAACCUCCGCCUCUCCCUCGCCACCGCCGCGCCGGCGCUCCCUUCCAUCCGCCUCUCCUACGCGCCCAACCGCGCCACCUCGCCGCUCUCCCUCGCCGUCGUCCUUGGCUCCGGCCCCGGCGGCUCCCCCUCCUCCUCCGGCGCCGCCGCCUCGGCCAUCACCAUGGCCGUCGAGGUCAACACCGCCGGCGCCGUCUCCUUCUCGCUCGCCCUCAAGCCUUCGCUGGGCGACUUCGCCGUGCGCAAGCGGUUCGACUCCGCCGCCGCCGGAGGCGGAGGUGGCUCAGGUUCUUCGGCUUCGGCGGCGUCGGAGGUGACGAUGAGGAGCGCCAUCCCGGUGCGCGGCGGCGCGGCGGCGGUGAGCGUCAGGUGGGGCGUGAGGAUUCCCGCCGAGGUGACCGCCGGCGGGGAGGAGGGCGCGGCGGCGCUGGCGCUGCGGAGGCUGCCGUUCUUGGUUCUUGGCAAGGUAACGGUCGAGAGGCGGCCACCGCCACCGCCGGCGAGCACCGCCGAGGAGACGACGACGACGACGGUGGAGAAGACGAGGAGGGAGAACGAGAGGCUGACGAGGGAGCUGGACGAGCUCCGGGCAGCGGCAACGGAGAAGACGGAGAGGAAGAUGACCUCGGCUGCCGCUGGUCGCCGGAGCAGCGGGUGGAGGUCGCCGGAGAUGGCCGGAGAUCGGAAGACCGUUGAUUUGGGCCGGUGAUUCGUGGCUGUUGGAUUCACAUGUACAUAGGUCAGCAACGAAUGUAUCAGUGAACUUCUCAGAAAUCUGAAGAAAUAUUUUGUCCAGUUGAAUCAUUAAUUGGAUGGUUCACUUCAUAUUAGUAGUUGAGAAGAAUUCAUGUUCAGAUGUGUA
Messenger RNA from Oryza sativa Japonica Group (Japanese rice), 1121 nucleotides. RefSeq lists its product as uncharacterized. The record is from RefSeq and is a predicted model, not a curated record. NCBI's taxonomy places the organism in Eukaryota, Viridiplantae, Streptophyta, Magnoliopsida, Poales, Poaceae.